AUGCUGGCUAUUCCGCAUUCGGUUGCGAUGAGGUUGGCCUGCCGGCCAUCCGCUAUUUCGAGAGCUUUCAGCACAACAUCAUUCAAAUCGGUUAGAUUUUCUUAAUUUUUCAAAGAUCAUUUCAGAAAAUUGCCAAAAAAUGAGGCUUCAAGGCUUUUUCUUCUCAGGAUGAAGCCAAAACGCCAAUUCAAAAGUUCGGUUGGGAAUAUCUGUUGAAGCAACGCGAGCGCGCACGUCCAAUCUCUCCUCAUUUGUCCAUCUAUCAGCCACAACUCACGUGGAUGGUUGAUAUUUCUAUUAUUUUUUCUUAAAUGAUUAAUUUUGAAGGUCUCCGGAGCUCAUCGAAUCACUGGCUGCAUUAUGGCGGGUACUUUGAUCUUUGGAGGUACAAAACUUCAGUUUUCCAUUAUAAAAGCUAUAUUCGUUUAUUAAGGAAUCGGUUUCGCUGUUCUUCCCGUUGAUUUCACGACCUUCGUUGAAACAAUCCGCGGCUGGGAUCUCCCAUGUGCAGUAACGGCCGUUUUCAAGGUUUUUGAAUGGGAAAAUCAAAAAAUAACGAUUCUUUCCAGUACAUAAUUGCUUUCCCCAUCGUCUUCCACACAUUGAACGGCCUCCGAUUCCUCGGAUUCGAUACCGCCCGAGGAGUUGACAACAUUUCACAGGUUUAUUUUAAAUUUUCUUUCUCUUGUGGUUUUUUCUUAUAUCUAUGCUAUUUCGAAAUGCGUGCUUCCCGUCAAGUAUUAUUUUCCAAGGAUCAAAUCUGAAGGAUUUUUUCUCUUUCCUUCUUGUUUUCUAAGAGUUUUUCUAUAGCUUUUCGGGAAGAUUAUUAAACAAGGCCAUGUGAGAAAGCAAUUGAAGUGACUGAAAACCAAAAAAAAAGUCCUUAUAUUAGAACAUGUAAGAAAAAUGAGCUUGGAGAAAGCUUUUGACAAAUUUUUAUAAAGCAUUUAAAUGAGCUACAGUUCAAUUCUUCUCAAAAAUCUUCGAUUCUGUCAUUGUUAUAUGUUCUUCAGAUCUACAAAAGCGGUUGGUUGGUGCUUGGACUUUCGGCCGUCAUCUCUUUGGCCAUCGUCAUCGUUUCGUACUCCAAUAAGAACAAAAAAGCAAUCAAACAAUAA
This is a messenger RNA of Caenorhabditis auriculariae, 1118 nucleotides long. NCBI's taxonomy places the organism in Eukaryota, Metazoa, Nematoda, Chromadorea, Rhabditida, Rhabditidae. The record is from the annotation of a GenBank genome assembly.